CCUGCUUUUAUUUUUCUUUCCAGACAGACACAGUUGAGCACAAAAACAAACUUGAACCAGACGAGCUCGGGGUCAACAACAGAGCUUUAUGUGCAGCAAAUGAAGGAACUGAAGAAUUUGUAGUGUGGAGAUUUGCUCUAACUAUAUCUGUGUCCGUUGUUACAAAGAGGGGAGGGCUGUGUUUAGAAAAAAAAACAGGAGCAUUUGGAAAUUAAGUUACGCGACAGUGAGUGCGCACUUUACGCACAGCGCGCACCGUGAAACUUUAUUAUGUUGGAUCACUUCGGCUUUGACAUUCUUCAUCUGUUGCAUUGUCUUUGUUGAUGUGAACGCUUUCAGACUCUCAGCACCAUGUGUCGUGAUUAAAAACUUUAAAUCUUGAAGAGGAUCCACUAAGACAGCAUGGGGGCCAAACAAAGCAGCCCAGUAUUUGAUGGCAGAACUCGGGCUUAUUCCAGCUCCGAUCUCCCGUCUGGAAACACCGGCGGAGGAGAGAGAAUUGCAGGGUUUAGAUACACAAACGGCCCCGACGGACCCCGGAUCCGGUACACGGGUGGAGGACCGGCCAGCUCCGGGCUCGGUAUACCGGCCGGCAGGUCGGGGUCACACGUUCUCAAUCAGAGUCUGGAUGGCACGGAUGGUGACGAUGAGGGCCAAACCCCCCCAGAGGGCCACAGGCUGCUCAUCGGGUCUUUACCGGCUCACCUGUCCCCUCACCUGCUGGGAGGUUUCCACUGUCCUGUGUGCGCCAAGUUUAUGGCUUCGGACGAGAUAGAAAAACACCUGCUCAAGUGCUUCAGUAAAACACGCCUUACCUACAACAAGGACAUCCUGUCCAGAGACUCUGGGGAAUGUGCCAUCUGUUUAGAGGAGCUGGAGCAGGGGGACACUAUUGCCAGGCUGCCUUGCCUCUGUAUCUACCAUAAAGGGUGUAUCGAUGAGUGGUUUGAGGUGAACCGCUCAUGUCCGGAGCAUCCCAGUGAUUAGGAACUGAAAGAGUACUAUGGUUGAACGUGUGCCCUGACCUCAUCCCAGCGCCAACACUGUCUGCUCCAGCUGAGCAGCAGCGCUCCUCAGGGAUUAUAAGACAUUAUUACUGUACAUUGUGUACAGGCUUUUUCAUAUUGCCUCACAGAACAGCAUUGGACUGCUGCCCUAGACUUGGGCUGUUCAAAGAACCACAAAAUAAGUGAAUGUUCCAAGUUGCGCCCCAUACUGGCCUCAACUCCCUUCAUGCAGUCUGGGAUCUUGCUGAGUCGUUUUGCUGAUCGGGGUGUGUUCGUACCCAACAUGGUGCAAAGGAUAACAUUUGUUUUCAGACAGACAUGAUCAGAAGGCUGAAGGCUGAUGCCGUGCAAUGUGAAAAACAGUCAUACAAAAUAAAAUACAGUAUGUCUGUAUCAGCUUUAAGGAAUGAUUACAGUGUUGAUGUUAGAAUACUUUGACUGCAGAUUGGUUCUCAAUAAAGUUUUUUAAACAAUCAUGUCAUGCGUAGGCCAAAUAGUCUAAUUUAAAAUACUUAAUCACUUUGCUAUUUAGAACCACUGUAAUUUGAUUGUGUAGUUGAGAGAAAAUUAAGGAUAUGCUAAGACAUCUGGUAAUGAUUUAUUUGCUCUCUAAGGAGUGCCAUAAUAUGCUGCUAUGUCAUAGACUGGAAAGUUUUCCUAUAACCUUUGAGCCUUUGUACAUUGUACUUUCUAUUUGUACUGUAAUGAAUUGCACAAUAAAUGUUUUGUCUUUGUGUGUUGUUUCUGCA
Sphaeramia orbicularis (orbiculate cardinalfish) is the source of this 1756-nucleotide messenger RNA. RefSeq names its product E3 ubiquitin-protein ligase ZNRF2-like. The record is from RefSeq and is a predicted model, not a curated record. Lineage: Eukaryota; Metazoa; Chordata; Actinopteri; Kurtiformes; Apogonidae. Gene Ontology annotation, cellular component: membrane; intracellular membrane-bounded organelle; cytoplasm. Gene Ontology annotation, biological process: proteasome-mediated ubiquitin-dependent protein catabolic process; protein K48-linked ubiquitination. Gene Ontology annotation, molecular function: ubiquitin protein ligase activity. The coding region runs from base 403 to 987 and encodes 194 amino acids. The transcript is spliced from 4 exons.